AACUCGUGUAAAUAACGACUAGCCUGGGAUUUCCUUCAUCCAAUCUAUUUUCACCGCCACGUGUCGCAAAAGUAGCCACUUACCACGAAAAUAUCAAAAACCCAAAAAUAAUAAAUCAAUUAAAAUUAAAUUAAAAAAAAUUCCCACCACAUUCACUUCACUGGACACAAUUCCGAAACACUCAAAUAAACUCGCCCAGUUUCCGGCGUUCCGAUGAACGCCGAAACGUUUCUCAUCACAAAUUCACUUUCUCUCUCCGCUUCCUUAACGUCUCCGAAGCUUCCAGAAUUUAAAUGUCGUCGGCGCUUUUCUUUUCGGUUUCUCUGGCCGGAAAUUCACCGACCGCCAUCGAAAUUCCGGAAUUGUGUGACUGCAGAACUGCGAAACAUUUCGGGGAAAAGGAGGAAUUUCGGGAAGGUGUGGGCAGACGUAAAGCCUAAGCCGUUCGAGGUGUCUAGUGACUCGGCUGUCACUGAGUCAGUGAAGUUACGUGACGCGUUAAACGACGCCGUUUUGGAGGAGAAAUGGUGGGAGCACUUUCCCAGACGAUGGGUUAUUGUGAUUUUGUGCUUCUCCGCCUUUCUCUUGUGUAACAUGGAUCGAGUAAAUAUGAGCAUUGCAAUACUUCCGAUGUCAGCUGAGUAUGGCUGGAAUUUAACGACUGUUGGUUUGAUACAGUCUUCUUUUUUCUGGGGCUAUCUUCUUACACAGGUAGCAGGGGGUAUAUGGGCAGACACUCUUGGUGGCAAGGCUGUGCUUGGGUUUGCUGUAGUUUGGUGGUCUAUUGCUACAAUCCUUACUCCUGUUGCUGCAAAGCUUGGAUUACCUUUCUUACUAGUCGUCCGUGCUUUCAUGGGCGUUGGCGAGGGUGUUGCGAUGCCUGCCAUGAACAACAUGCUCUCAAAAUGGGUUCCAGUGUCAGAGAGAAGUAGAUCGUUGGCACUGGUGUAUAGUGGAAUGUACCUUGGAUCUGUAACAGGCUUGGCGUUUUCACCAUAUCUAAUACAUACUUUUGGUUGGCCUUCGGUUUUUUUCUCCUUUGGUUCUUUAGGAACUGUUUGGUUUGCAGCGUGGCUGAGUAAGGCAAGUAACUCGCCACUUGAAGAUCCUUCACUGCGUCCUGCAGAGAAAAAGCUGAUUCUCAGCAGCAGCUUAUCCAAAGAGCCGAUUAAGAGUAUUCCAUGGAAAUUAAUUUUGUCAAAACGACCUGUUUGGGCUCUGAUUGUGUGUCACUUCUGUCAUAAUUGGGGAACAUUUAUUUUACUUACAUGGAUGCCAACAUAUUAUCACCAGGUGUUGAAAUUUAAUCUUUCAGAUUCUGGUUUGCUUUGUGUUGUGCCUUGGCUUACAAUGGCAGUAUCUGCAAAUCUCGGUGGUUGGAUUGCAGACUCACUUGUGAGUAAAGGUUAUUCUGUGACAACAGUUCGAAAGAUUAUGCAAACAAUUGGUUUCCUCGGACCUGCUUUUUUCUUAACUCAGUUGAGCCAUGUUGAUUCACCUGGAAUGGCUGUUCUUUGCAUGUCCUGCAGCCAGGGAACUGACGCGUUCUCACAAUCUGGCCUAUAUUCAAAUCAUCAAGACAUAGCCCCUCGGUACUCUGGGAUCUUAUUAGGCCUUUCAAACACUGCUGGUGUGCUGGCGGGCGUCCUGGGAACAGCAGCCACUGGCUAUAUAUUGCAACACGGUUCUUGGGAUAACGUGUUCGAGGUAUCAGUUGGGCUGUAUUUGGUUGGAACUGUAGUCUGGAACCUUUUUUCAACAGGUGAAAAGAUCUUGGAUUAACCCUUAGUAAACUCAAUUUUACUUCUGCAAGGCCACCUCAAGGAAAGGCUAGUCCAAGUAUUCAGAAACAAAGUUCAACAUAAUAUUAAAUUAUAAAGAAAAAAGAAAGCUUGUUGGUAGGCCUAAUCUUCGUCUCAAAAGCUAAGGGAUGGGUGAUCACUGAUCAAGAUGAAGCUAAACACGGCUUUGAAUCUGUACCGUGAAAAGAUCCGAUUCAUUAUGCUACAGCUCCCUCGAAAGGUCUGUCACUAGCCGAAUUACUCUUGCAGAAAAUGUUUAUACAAUUUGCAGAUAUUCUUAUUGAUACGGCUACUUGUAAUUAAGAGUAAAUCUUAGAUCACACCCAAUGGCAGGAUUUAUACAGGGAGAUGAUUGUUAUUAUUGCUGUAAAUAACAAAAGAAUUAGAAUCUGUUUUGUACUGCCCCUGUCCAAAAUUAGUCUAUCACAUUAUCCUAA
Molecule: messenger RNA, 2239 nt
Organism: Spinacia oleracea (spinach)
Lineage: Eukaryota; Viridiplantae; Streptophyta; Magnoliopsida; Caryophyllales; Amaranthaceae
Product: sodium-dependent phosphate transport protein 1, chloroplastic
Exons: 10
Coding region: 214-1782 (522 amino acids)
Biological process (GO): transmembrane transport
Molecular function (GO): transmembrane transporter activity
Source: RefSeq, a predicted model, not a curated record